Trichogramma pretiosum is the source of this 3674-nucleotide messenger RNA. RefSeq names its product docking protein 2 (gene Dok). Gene Ontology annotation, cellular component: cytoplasm. The coding region runs from base 819 to 2438 and encodes 539 amino acids. Gene Ontology annotation, biological process: positive regulation of MAPK cascade; cell surface receptor protein tyrosine kinase signaling pathway. The record is from RefSeq and is a predicted model, not a curated record. Lineage: Eukaryota; Metazoa; Arthropoda; Insecta; Hymenoptera; Trichogrammatidae. The transcript is spliced from 3 exons.
UAUAAUAUACAAAGUAAGUGUGCGGUCAGUGUCGACUGUCGCUGCUGCUCUCUUUGCAGCUCUCUCUGCGUGUGUGUGUGUGUGUGUGUUUUUAAACGUGUGCAGAUCGCAGCAGAGAGAGGUAGCUCGUAGUGCGCGGUGUGUGUAUGUGCGUGUGCGGGACAGCUCUGUGUUAUCGUGUAACGUUCCGCGAGCUGAUGUUGCAGCUGCAGCAUUCUCGUCGUCGUCGUCGUCGUCGACACUCUGCGUGUGCAGCGCAAAAGCAAAAUAGCAUGUGCAUUGUUUGAGAGCGAGAAAUUCUCAUAUCGACCCAGCGAAAAUGGGCUGAAUAAUCGGUGCAGGAAUGGAGGUUAGACUCGCCGACUCGCUUCCACUGUCGUUGCUGCUGCUACUAAUCGGCCAAGAGGAUUUGCUUGUGCAGCCGUAGCCCGAGUUGCUGCGGUCAAGGCAUUUUUAUCAUCCUCCUUUCUUUCUUUUUCACGGACAACGAAUUUUUUUAACUUCAAGAAACAUAACGCAUGGAUACACGCAUAGGUUCGCGCGUAAGAAUAUAAUUUCAAUUAAAACGUGCGACAUCGUGCUGUCUUACUGCCGCACCCCCCUCGAAGUGUCUUGAGUGCCAAUCGAAUACUUAUUAUACACUCACGUAUACAUACACAUUACGCACACAUAUAUUUUUGUGUACACUGCUCGAUCGACAUUGUUUUCUCUUUUGGAGUAAGAGGCGUCCGCAGGAAAAAUAACAAAGGUGCAGGCGCCCGAUUAUUGACGUCGCUGUCAUUGACAUCGCUGCCGUUCGAGCGAGAACCUGGCUUUAAAUGAUGGAGGCAGAUGAGCCGCUUCUACAGGGAUACUUGCUCUUGCCGCCUCAGGGCAUGCUCGGACAACUCAAGAAAACCUGGCACAAAAAAUUUUGUCAAAUCUUCAAAGCUAGCAAGUAUGGCAUUCAACGACUUGAAAUUCAUGAGAGUCAAGAAGAUGCUUCUCCACUGCAACACAACCAAAAAAUUAUCACGCUUGAAGCAUGCGUGAAAAUUUCUCCCAGUAAUCAACUUCAUGUCUUUACUUUACUCACUAAAACAGGAGUCUAUCACUUUGGAUGCUCCUCUGAAGCAGAAAUGUCAACAUGGAUAAAUGCAUUUCAAUCAGUUGCUUUUAAAGAUGAGUAUUGUAAUAAUUUAGCUGUUGAAGAAGAUAAUGACUUAUACUGCACCAGCGGAGAAGGUGUUUUUACAGUAAGGAUAGCAGCAACUGAUGCAUCUAGGAAAUGUGGUUUAGAACUAAUGAAGAAUUACACUCUAAUAGUGGGUGCAACAGAAAUGAAACUGAUGGAUGGCAGUAAAAUGUUAUAUACUUGGCCAUACCAAUACAUUAGAAAGUAUGGUUAUCGAGAAGGAAGAUUUACUUUUGAAGCAGGAAGAAGAUGUGGAUCAGGAGAAGGUGCUUUUUGUUUGGAGCAUGAAAAACAAAUUGAAAUCUACAGGUGCUUUGUUUCCAAUAAAACAAAAAUGAAACAGUUACUUAAUGGAGGAGAGAAUAGUCCAACUGUAGAAAAUAACGAGAUGCAGUUUCAUGCCGCCUUAUCUAUGGAAGCCGGCUCUCGAUCGCCACUACCACCUUCUAAAAAUCUCAUAGAUCUCGACAUUGCAUCGUUUUCUUCUCAGAAUUCCCAGAAAACCCUUCUAACGCCGAUAUCUCCGACUGAACCCGUGAAACCUCCAUUGCCAGCCAAACCAAAACCCAUAAAACCUCCGCGAAAGCCAGUGUUCACUACCAAGUUGGAUAAAAAUCCCUUUGAUUUUGAAGAAAUCAAGUACAGAAAAUUGAAUUCUCCAACGUCGCCGGAAAAUUCUCAAAAGAGCAUUGUUGUCACUAACGACGAAAAACAUUCGUACGAUUUAGUGGAAGUACGAAACGACGCCUGGAAAACUCAUGGUGUUGACAAUGUUACUCAUACAGAGAGAUCUGAAAGGCUGAAAUUAACAAAACUGAAGAAUGAGGAAAUUUUGCCAGAGUCACAUUAUGAAACUAUGUCGUAUCCGAUCUCUCCGCAAGGCUCUGUAAAAAGCAGCACUUCUUCCAUAAUUCAUAACAUACCGAGCCCAAACGAUUCGCCGGACUACGACAGACUUCAGCAUUUCGGCUCUUACAAUAAGAAAAGUAAAUCCGGCUACAGAACGCCGAACUUCUCAAUAAUGUCGCAAAAUUCUUCGCAGAAUUUGUCACAACCGUCAAUCGACAUGAAUUCCGUCGCGAGUAAUUACGAUCUCGUGGAUGAUUUAAAUGCGGUGCGACUGGCAGACGACGUUCAUCUCGGUUACGGAAUGAUUAGGAAAAAAUCCAUUCCUUCGCUCGCAUCACCGACCGUUUCUGAGCCAAAGCACAAAAUUAUCAAUGAAACUGAAUACGCCAUUGUGUCAAAGCCCAAACGUGUAUAGUUAGGUGAGGUUGAGGAGUUGUUUGAUUUUUACUGCCAUUUUUAUAAACUUAAUAUGUUUUGCACUGUUGAGGGUCAUUUUAUCGCGUGUCAUAAUGUUUUUUCUUUUUUUAUAAACAAUCUGGGUUGUACAAACCAAUUAGUGUUUUUAAAAAAUGUGAAAAAUCGAAAUUUUUACAUCAAAAGUGGUGUUUUGCAAUAUAAGGCAUAACUACUUUGAAAUAUUUUCCAAAAUGUAAUCAUUCCAAUUUAUUCGAAAAAUCGAGAUGAUUUUACAAAAAGAUUAGAAAGAAUUUUAUAUGUUGAUGUACUUUAAAGUAAUUGUGAUUUUUAUAUUUUACUUCCGUGACAUUUAUCUUGUUCCUUGUUCAAAUCAGAUCAAGUCUUGUACACUCUCUGACUAAUCAAAACUCUGAUUUAGUGUCUAAUUGUUAUAUGAUAAUUGUUAAAAAUAGACUUUAAGAAAACUGAACCAAAUUUCUUUUAAUAUUUAUGUCAAAUUAUUCAACAAUUAGAGUCAAACCAGUGUACUUAUGAAAAGACUUCGUCAAAUGGUUAUACUUGUUAUUUUAUUGUUGCAUUGAAAUAUUUUCUGGUAAAGAAUCAGAGUAGUUUAAUGUAUUUCAAAUAUUUUGUAUAUUUAUAUAUAUAUAUAUUUACAUAUUGGAAACAACUUUUAUACAUAAAGUAUACAUUAACUGAAAUACCAGAGUGUACAAUCGUGAUAUUUCUCUCAUGAGCGACCAAAGAAUGUUGUAAGGGACUAGAUGCAUGAAAAAUUUUUUUGCCAUGAAAGAAAUCAAAAUUGCAAUUGAUAUGUAACACAAGUCAGUUUUUUAAUGCAAAUAGUCUCACGAGUGCCUUGUCAUACUGUAAAGAAGAACAAGUUUUGCAGGAAUAAUUAAGGAUUUAUGUUAAACAUUAAUUGUUAAGAAACAUAGUGAUGUACUGCUAAAUGAAUUUUAACCAUUGUUUAUUAUUAUCAUGUUGUUUAAAUUCACGAUUCAUUUCUUAAAAUGUAGAUACUUCAUUAUUAAUAUUUUAAUAGUCAUUCAUUGAUGUUGUUUUGCAUAUUAAUCAAUAACAAGAGAAUGAUUAUGAUGUAGGAUAUCAAGAAUCUGCAUUUAUAAUAUUCUCUUUGUAUAAUUUUAAAACUUAGGUUACUUGAUAUUAUUAUAAAUUACAUUUCAUUGAUAUGGAAUAUGAACUUUUUUAAAAAAAAUAUUUAGUCUUGAGG